UGUGUGCGUAUGCGUGCGCGCGCGUCAGGGAGAGAGGCACUCCUUUUGCAGAGCGAGAGAGAGAGAGAGAGAGAGAGAGAGCGGGGUAGAGAUUAGGAGCAGUGAGAGAAGUAGAAGACGCCUGGCUGCCAGGUCUCAACACUUACAAACCUCCCAAAACAAAGUGAAUACUUCUCCUUGAGAAAAGUUCGAAGCGCGGCCAUGGACGGGAAGGCUUUCGGACGCACGUCGCUUUUGUGCACCUUGCUUCUCGGGGCGUUGCGGGUUUGCAGUGGGACGGUGACUGUGACCGUCUCUCCUAAAGUGGAGGUGUUGAAGGGAGAAACUGUCAAACUGCCCUGCUCGUACACCGUCUCCCCACCCUCAAACAACGUUGUUGUUGAGUGGUACAUCGAGCAGGGGACCAGGAAACGUGUGGCUUUCCACUCCGGGAACGGCAACGGCAGAAUCGAUGAGGGCACCCCUCUGACCCACCGCAGCACUUUCGAGGAGGACUUCACCUUGAAAAUCUUGUCUGUUCAACCCUCUGACGAGCUGGUCUUCUACUGCCAGGUCACCGCUGGCCCCGCGGGAGUCUCUGACGCCUCCACUAUGCUCAAAGUCUUCUUCCCUCCAGAGAAGCCACAACUAACAAGACCAUCAAGUCAGGCCAUCUCUGUGGGGCAGACCACCAGCUCUCAGAUUGGUAGCUGUCUGUCAAUGAAUGGACAUCCCCAGCCAAGAAUUAUCUGGUUCAAGAAUGACCAACCCCUGCCGGAGGUGAAGGACGUCAAAGCGAAUACCUACAUGAUCCCCUCUGUGGUGAAGGAGGCCUCCGGACUCUACACCAUCAAGAGUGACCUGUACAUGCAGCCCACCAAGGAGGACAAGGACUCCGUGUUCCAGUGCAUCGUGGAGUACAGUAUGCCGGGAGACCAGGUGAAGCAGGAGAAGUCCAACACCAUCACCAUCAACCUUUACUACCCUUCUGAGAAAGCCACCUUUUCCCUGCUCAACACCACCCCAGUCAAGGAGGGCGAUAACGUCACCAUGAAGUGUGAGACUGACGGAAACCCUCAGCCUGUGUUCGAGUUCACCAAAAACAAAGCGCCCGUCCCCGGUGAGAGCGGCUUUCUGAGGAUCCCAUCCGUCAAGCGCACGGACGCAGGCCUGUACACGUGCACCGCCAUGGAUUUCGAUAACUUGGACGCUGACCUGUCCGGAUCCAUCAACCUCACCAUCCAGUACAUCGACCCGGUGAACGUGACCCCGGCUGAACCUCAGGUCGUCAUGCUUGGAGACAAAGUGGAGUGGCAGUGCAAGACCAAGGCCUCUGCCCCGCACACGGUGCAGUGGAAAAAGGGCUCCGAGGUGCUCUCUCAGGACGGCACGCUGUCCAUACACGCCGUGACCUACGACAAAGCCGGCGUGUACAGGUGCGUCGGAGCCGUGCCGUCCGUGCCCGGACUGACGGCGCACGCCAAAGUCAACCUCACUGUCAAAGGAAAGCCGAUGAUCGAGCCUCCGGAGGCUGCAGAGGUGGGGAAGGAUGGAGCUGUGACCCUGAAGUGCGUGGCCGACGGCUUCCCUUUGCCUCAGUUCACCUGGAAACCCUCCGGAAAAGAGUCCGUUCAGGUGGAGACUAACAGUGCGACGAGCACCGUGACCCUUCAAGCCACGCCCGAGAUCCUGAGGGACGGCGUGACCUGUGAGGUGUCCAACGAGUUCGGCAAAGACAGCCAGGUCUUCAAAGUCACACAGAAAGAAGCUGACAACUCGGCCGACAGAGUGCUGCUCACUGGAAACCCUGUGUUUGAGCCAGCUGAACACAAGCAGGCAGGCUCAGGCGGGGUGGUGGUAGCCGUGGUGGUGUGUGUCCUGCUGCUCCUGCUGCUGGUGGCCCUCAUCUACUUCCUGAGCAAGACGAAGAGGCUGCCCUGCAGCAAGAAGAAGGGCAAGGAUGUGCCAGAGAGUGAAAAGGUGAACAAUGAGACCAGUCUCAUCCAGAAGGGACCGGCCACGGAACAGUGUUGAGCACAGACACAUCCAACAGAAGGAGGACGACAGUUAUGAAGACGACAGGGCUCAUUUUUAUGUUUUACAGUCUGGGGAACUGGGGGGAGGUUUGGGGUGGGGGGUGGGGGUGGGGGUAUGGAAGCUGAAGCACGGCGGCGGGUUCGAUUCCGGGACACACCACGUUCUGCCUUUCGCUCGCUUGUCUCACGGCCUGCUGGGGUGGAGUUGGAAAGGUUUUCACCUCCUCCCUUAGAAUCACACACGUGCAAAGUCCCGGCACGAAGUAAACGGCUCCGAUUCGCUCACACUUCUGGUUCGACUCCACCGUCAGGUAGAGCAGCGGGCGUCCUCAGCCGCUGAACGUCUACUUUCCUCUGCAGUCUGCACUUAUAUUCUGUCCUCUCCACUGGGAAGUAUCACACGCUGCCAUUUUGUUUCAUUUAUCACAGUAAAGUGAUGAUUUACGCUCACAUCCAGGUUUAAUCCCCACACACGCCCCGCUUGGCACGCGCCGGUGCCGUUUCCGCUCAGAGGAGCCGUGUUUGCUUUAGUGCCGUCUGUUUAAUUGCAUUUUUGUGUCCUGUAAACAUUGAUAUAUUUCUCUUUUGAUAUCCCUAUUAGUGCUCAGUAGAAACAGCACAGGCAUAAAAAUAAAAAAAACGCUAAUCCUUUCUCUAAAAUUGCCUUUUUAAAUCCAGUGAAACGCCACCAAGCAAGUGGGCUGUUAGAUUGUACAAAUUUAUUUUGGUUGUUCAUUCCUUUCUUCUCUUCGCUCACCUAUUUUGUGUGUAAAUUAAAAUGCUGAUUGCUCUGUCUGUCAAGCAGCAGGUGUUCUGCUCAUAAUGUGACUGUGGUUACUAAGCUGCUGGCCCGGGCCGGUAAUUGCUGCCAUUUCUUACUGAGUUUUUCGUAGCCUCGACCGUAGCGUGGAACCGUUCUCGCAAACGGCAGCACCCGCCCGUUCUGCUGAGAAAGAAAAAAAAAACAAUUAUCAUCAGCUAAAAUUGGCAGAAUUCAGCAGAAGGGUGGCCAAUCUCCACCUGGGGCGUUUCCCUAUAACAACAUGGGCCGUCGGCGGCUGCAGCGCAGUGGUCACAGAUUCACCUGCUUGGACAAAUCACUGUAGUCUGACACGAGCAGGAAAGGGAGGUUUGUGAGGCUUCGAGGCGAUUGUACCUUUUUAUUUUUACCAAAUAUGUGAGACUGCGUAUUUAGGUACACAGUGCUGGCCUUUGGUCCUCAUCCCCUACACUGUCAGCGCGUCACAGGCUGUGGAGGAGACGAUGUGCUAUUUAAAUUUGUUGUACACUGGAACUAAUGGCCUUGUUUUUUAAAAGGAGGCCACUUCAAACCACUGUUUGCAACCAUAAAGCUCAUUUUGUCUACUGAAGUUAGAUACUGUACGUGAAUCUGGAGCAUUGUUUAGUUUUUUUAUUUCACUGUUUUAUAUAAAGUACUGUGGUAUAAACGUGUUUUGUUUUGUUGGUUUGAGAAAGUGGCUUCAUCAUUUUGGAACUACUGAGUUUUCUUUUUUCAACGCUUUUCCACUCGCUCAGAAAAGAGAUUUUUUUAGGACUCCUAUGAGAUAUUCUCAGUGCUUUACUUCGCUCUCUGUUUAUUGUGUAUUUUGUGGUACGCUGUUGUGAUCUCUGUGGUGUGUUGAUGUAUCUUUUUAUUUUGUUCCAGCUGUGUAGAAUUUAUAAUGAAAAAAAAGAAACUCCAGAAAACCAGUCA
Molecule: messenger RNA, 3729 nt
Organism: Betta splendens (Siamese fighting fish)
Lineage: Eukaryota; Metazoa; Chordata; Actinopteri; Anabantiformes; Osphronemidae
Gene: bcam
Product: basal cell adhesion molecule (Lutheran blood group)
Exons: 17
Coding region: 202-2013 (603 amino acids)
Biological process (GO): cell-cell adhesion
Cellular component (GO): cell-cell junction
Molecular function (GO): cell adhesion molecule binding
Source: RefSeq, a predicted model, not a curated record